Molecule: messenger RNA, 558 nt
Organism: Rhizoctonia solani
Lineage: Eukaryota; Fungi; Basidiomycota; Agaricomycetes; Cantharellales; Ceratobasidiaceae
Exons: 4
Coding region: 1-558 (185 amino acids)
Source: RefSeq, a predicted model, not a curated record
AUGAUACGGCUGUUCAUUCACCAUAGAAUACGACGACCGGGGGAGCAACCAGUGCCAUUCAGUCACAAGGGCACUGUAGUCUUGACGCCCACUGGACCAUCAUAUGCUCCUGCAAAUGCAUUCAGAGACCAACUCGCGACAUGGAUCGCUUCCACACCAGACACGCGCUACGAAAUUGCCCUUGAAACCGAUGGGGACCAAGACGAUUGGCCACGUUCCUCGGUCAAACUCUGCCACCUGACCAGCGCCUAUGAGGAAUAUCUCACUCUCCACAAGACCGUGUCUGGAGAUAUUUUCGCGCUAGACUACCACCUCGACUCGGUUCCCAAAUGGCGCAUGUCCCCAUACACCGUCGGCUAUGUAUAUUGCAAGUACGGAUGUCCAAGUCAAGUCCCCCACUCCGGCGUUUACGUCCCUCCUCCGAUGGGUGCGGAUGGCCAGCCGAUCAAACCAGUUUCGGAGCAAUCGUUUAUUCAAAAGUAUUGGAUGUACAUCGUCCCCGCUCUUAUCAUCCUUCUCGUUCUCCCGGCCGGCCCAGAGGAAGGCGCACCUCAGUGA